Messenger RNA from Apis mellifera (honey bee), 2191 nucleotides. RefSeq names its product thyrotropin-releasing hormone receptor. Gene Ontology annotation, cellular component: plasma membrane. The record is from RefSeq and is a predicted model, not a curated record. Gene Ontology annotation, biological process: G protein-coupled receptor signaling pathway. Gene Ontology annotation, molecular function: G protein-coupled receptor activity. The transcript is spliced from 4 exons. NCBI's taxonomy places the organism in Eukaryota, Metazoa, Arthropoda, Insecta, Hymenoptera, Apidae. The coding region runs from base 1 to 1410 and encodes 469 amino acids.
AUGUUGCCCAUCACGUCAACAUUUUACUUACACACAAGAUGCGAGCAAGAAUCUUCAAAUAUGGACGUAUCUUCACGUUCUAGACGGUCUGUAUGGACCAAUUCAACAUACCACGGGUUUCGAAACAGAAGUGAUCCGGGAGAUAUCGAAGACAAAUUCGAUAAUACAGCAAUAGAAGCUUGUCAUUCUUUAUAUUUUCUAUUAGACUUCUUUCAUCAGUACUACAUUCCUUCAAUCAUAUUACUAGGAUUGAUAGGCAACCUGUUGUCUUGCAUUGUGUUCCUAAACACACAUCUAAGGAUACGAAGUUCCAGUUACUAUUUGGCCGCACUGGCCACGGCCGACUUCACUUUCUUGGUUACAUUAUUGUUAGUUUGGUUCAACAACACGUUAGGAUGGAAAGUGUUCAAUAAAGAUGGCUGGUGUGAAACGUUGGUCUACGUGAGCGCUGUUUGCAGCUCUCUUAGUGUAUGGUUAAUCGUUGCAUUUACCGUGGAGAGAUUUAUAGCUGUUCAGUAUCCUCUGCAUAGACCCCAUAUAUGCACCAUAGCGAGGGCAAAGACUAUCGUAUUGGUGUUGGUGAUUUUAGCAUUGGCCAGUCACUCGUACUCAUUCGUGACGGCUGGAAUAGUCAUGAACAAAGACGGAGAGGAAUAUUGUGAUAUGAAAGUCGAGUACAUGGAAACAAUGAAGAUAAUCAGCAUCAUCGACAGUAUAGCUAGCCUAAUCGCGCCACUGGUUCUUAUCAUCGUGAUGAACACCAUGAUCAUGAGGAACUUGUUGAAGUUUAGCAGACGAUUCAAACAAACAUCAAGCACGUCUACAGAUUGUCCAAGCAGAGAAAGAUCUGACAUCAAUUUGAAUCAAAUUCCGAGUGGUAGCAGUAGUAACAACGGUGCCGGUGGCAUGAAUCUAGGACCAAUAGUCGGAGGUCGACGGCCACCCUCGCAGCAAUCGUUUCAUUCGUCGAAGAAUAACCAUUCUCAUCAUUCUCGGCAUCAGACUACGUCCGCACCGCCAUCAACACCGAGAAACGCCUGUCAGCUACCCGAAAUAGGGAAUCGUUGUAUACAUAUUAGAUCAUCGUCGAAAAACCUUGUAUCUACGAGAAAUCAACAAAACAUCACGAAAAUGCUGCUUUUAAUCAGUACCGUCUUUAUACUUCUCAAUUUACCAAGUUAUGUUAUACGGUUAUGCGUAUUCUUCUUCACGCUCGCCCGCAAAAAUACACCUGACCUGCUUUGGUGCAUACAACAGUUUUUCAUGCUUCUUUACUAUACCAACUUCAGCAUCAAUUUUCUAUUGUAUGCAAUGUGUGGUAUUACAUUUCGACGUUGUUUACAACAAUUGUUACGCAAAAUAUUGAAAAGCAUGACCAGAUAUCAUUGCAAUCCGCAACGAUACAUAUAGAAAUUAUAGAAAUAAUUUUUGGCCAAUCGUAGAAGAAUCACAAUUUCAGAAAGCGUGAUAUGAAUAGUGUCUAUAUCACGUGACUAUCAUGGCGCUUUAGUCACGUGGUUAAAUAUACUACUUCAACGAUAUCUCGUAUGUAAAAAGAUCACGUCUCAGUCAUUUAUAACGCUGAUUGUAUGUAACGUAUAUAGGUUAUGAAUAAGAGUUUCUGGAAAUAUGAUAAUUAUACCGAUUUACUCUAAGUACAGUUAGUUUCUUUCAAUGUAUACUCAGUGAACGAUGUAUUAUUCAGUGAUCUCAUAUUCCAGUAAUUGCCGUUUGAUUAUUUUUAUGUUGCUAUUGAAAUAGGAAAUAAUGAAAAGGAAAUAAAGUAAGUACAAAUCUCUGAAUGUUGGAUUAAUAGAAUAGAUUUAUUUCAUUUGUAUAAAUGAGAAUUAUGAAAGGUUAUUCAUAUUAUAGAUUAAUUUCGAAAUUUUGUAUGUAUAAUAUGAAUGAUAGUCAAAAGUUGGAAAAAAAUUUUAUGCGUGAUUAUUUGUAAUGAUUUAGAUAAAUAAAAGACAAAUAUACUUAUGUAUAUUUAUAUUUAGAUAUUUAUUAUAAAAAAAAUUCUAACAAAGUCAAUGAAUAAAAGAUCAUUGCCUAUUUUGCACGAAUGUUAUGCUUUCAAAUAGGUAAUGACCUUACUACUAUCACGUGUAAUUUAAUUUCUAUAUCCAUAUAGAGAAUAAAAAAUAAGAAUUUUUUAACAUAUACAGAAAUAAUUAGCUAUUAGAAUUAU